Messenger RNA from Pogona vitticeps (central bearded dragon), 3728 nucleotides. It is a transcript of the gene TBL1XR1, whose product is annotated as TBL1X/Y related 1. Gene Ontology annotation, biological process: regulation of transcription by RNA polymerase II. The record is from RefSeq and is a predicted model, not a curated record. Gene Ontology annotation, molecular function: protein binding; transcription corepressor activity. Gene Ontology annotation, cellular component: histone deacetylase complex. NCBI's taxonomy places the organism in Eukaryota, Metazoa, Chordata, Lepidosauria, Squamata, Agamidae.
CUUUUCUCUCUCUCUCUUCUCCUCCCCCCCCCCAAUUGCUGAGUGUCUGAAAGCCGUUGGCUGCUCUGAACCGUUUUGGCUCCUUCCCUUAGUAACAGCUUUAACAUUCUGCCUCAAUUCCUCUUCAAUCUAAAUCACACACACACUCACACUCACAUACAGAAACACACAUACACACACACAGAGAGAGACACAGAGAUUACUUUUUUUUUAUUACCUCCGCCUUCCUUGGGACUCAAUCCAUAAUCUUUUCCCCUCCCCCACACAUCAACCUCUCCACCGACCCUCCCCCCCUUUUUUUUUAAAAAAAUCAACACCCUUCUCCACACUCAGCUCACCCACCCAAGCCUUUGGGAAUAUAAUUGAAUACAUUGAAUUCUUGGUGGCUGUUUUUUUUUGGUGAUCUUUUCUUCCCCCCUCCCCCCCUACCGCUUGGCUUUUAUUUUUAAUUCUCCCCCCCUAAUUUUUUUUUGGGGGGGAGGGCAGCACCGCCAUUGCGAAUCCUCCGUAUAGGAUCGACCUAAGACAAGAAAAGGAGGAAGCUUGCCUGAGGUAGACCUCUCGAUGCUUUUCUUCCCCUCCCCCCUCUUUUGCCUUCAUUGCAAAAGGAGGGGGCGAGAUUACACCGUGCCGUCCGUUGCAAAGGACCAUCUUCCUGUGACUGGAGGCUCCUAACAGGAAACCUUCCACCCAUCAAUGCACUGCCAAUGGGUUAUAUCCUUCGUUGUGACCUCAUGGUUUAAGCGGGCAUAAAGAUGAGUAUAAGCAGUGAUGAGGUUAACUUCCUCGUAUAUAGAUAUUUGCAAGAGUCCGGGUUUUCUCAUUCAGCAUUUACCUUUGGUAUCGAGAGCCAUAUCAGCCAGUCUAACAUCAACGGUGCUCUGGUGCCCCCAGCUGCUUUGAUUUCCAUCAUUCAGAAAGGCUUGCAGUAUGUAGAGGCAGAAGUCAGUAUUAAUGAGGAUGGUACUUUGUUCGACGGUAGGCCGAUAGAGUCUCUCUCGCUGAUAGACGCCGUAAUGCCAGAUGUAGUACAGACAAGACAGCAGGCUUACCGGGACAAGCUUGCCCAGCAACAGGCCGCAGCUGCAGUGGCUGCAGCUCCCACGAACCAACAGGGGUCUGCAAAGAAUGGGGAAAAUACCGCAAAUGGAGAAGAAAACGGAGCCCACACUAUAGCAAAUAACCAUACAGAUAUGAUGGAAGUGGAUGGCGAUGUUGAAAUCCCUCCAAACAAAGCAGUGGUGCUACGCGGUCAUGAAUCUGAGGUAUUCAUCUGCGCCUGGAAUCCUGUUAGUGACCUUCUGGCCUCUGGUUCAGGAGAUUCAACAGCAAGAAUAUGGAACCUUAGUGAAAACAGUACCAGUGGAUCCACGCAGCUGGUCCUUCGGCAUUGUAUACGAGAAGGAGGCCAGGAUGUACCGAGCAACAAAGACGUGACUUCUCUUGAUUGGAAUAGUGAAGGGACACUUCUAGCAACGGGCUCCUAUGAUGGAUUUGCAAGGAUAUGGACUAAAGAUGGUAAUCUUGCCAGCACGUUAGGGCAACAUAAAGGUCCCAUAUUUGCAUUAAAAUGGAAUAAGAAAGGCAACUUCAUUUUAAGUGCAGGUGUGGACAAGACCACAAUUAUCUGGGAUGCACAUACUGGAGAAGCCAAACAACAGUUUCCUUUCCAUUCUGCACCAGCGCUAGACGUUGACUGGCAGAGCAACAACACAUUCGCCUCCUGUAGCACAGAUAUGUGUAUUCAUGUCUGUAAAUUAGGCCAAGAUAAGCCCAUCAAAACCUUCCAGGGCCAUACAAAUGAAGUUAAUGCAAUCAAAUGGGACCCCACUGGUAAUCUACUGGCAUCGUGUUCUGAUGACAUGACUUUAAAGAUCUGGAGUAUGAAACAAGAUAGUUGUGUCCACGAUCUACAAGCACACAACAAGGAAAUUUACACUAUCAAAUGGAGUCCGACAGGGCCAGGAACAAACAACCCAAACGCCAAUCUUAUGUUAGCAAGUGCGUCCUUUGACUCUACGGUUAGGUUAUGGGAUGUAGACAGAGGAAUCUGCAUCCACACUCUGACAAAGCAUCAAGAACCUGUGUACAGUGUAGCUUUCAGUCCUGAUGGCAGAUACCUGGCCAGUGGCUCUUUUGACAAAUGUGUACACAUCUGGAAUACACAGACGGGUGCUCUAGUGCAUAGUUACCGGGGAACAGGAGGAAUUUUUGAAGUUUGCUGGAAUGCAGCAGGAGACAAAGUUGGAGCAAGUGCUUCAGAUGGUUCAGUUUGUGUAUUAGACCUACGGAAAUAGCGCUACUAGGUGGAAGCCAUGGACCGACUAUGAAUGUGUACAUAGCCAAAAUGACUGUCCCCUUAACCCAUGUACUGCUAUAGUCCCAAUUGAACCAUGGCCAGUCCACUACAGCCAAACCUGAAAGAAUUAUAUACAUAUACUGAAUAUUAAAAGAAAAAAAAGCAAAGCAAACGAUUACACCCCCGAAGAAGAUGACAGAGUUUUGUUACAGCUUAUGAAGCCUGCUCACCAAAUGCUGGAAUCUGCUGUGCCCCCACUCAGACAAAUAACAUGUAAGCAUUUUGGAAAUGGGGAAAAAACCAGGACAAGAGAAAAAUACCUAACUGUAUAUGAGCAGCCCAUUGAGUGCACCAAAAUUGGGGAAAGCUACAUAUGGCUGCUUCCCCCUCUCAUACAAAAUUUCCCCACAAUACCUUCACCCUUCCUUAAAGCUUUCAAAUAUUGAUUUUCUUCUUCUUUUUCUUCUUUUUGGCUUUCUUUCUUGGUAGGUGAUGAGCAGUUUUUAUGUACAGGAGAAAUGGGUUUGCAUACGUUCUCAACAGUAAUGUGUUCAUUGUCGUUCCUUCCUCCACACAGACACCCCCCCCAGUUUAGUUUUUAUUGCUGCAGAAAGCAAGGUGUGCAUCUGUUUCGUAGUGAUGGUGGUGGGCCAGCCGCCUGUUGAUUCAUACCUGCAGGGGAAGUCUUUCUCCUACAGGCCUUUUGAAUGCAUGAUCUCUAACACUGUACACAUCAGGGCCAUGCUGUUAGUAUCUGCUCACAGUUUCAUCCAGAAGGAGAAACAAAGCAGAACCUGUAGAAAUGGGAAGUUCGAACAUUCCUUUACCUUCUAAGAGCUAGUGGUCAUGAGCUUAUGGGGUGGAAGCAGCGUCCUUUUGAUACUGACCAUUUGAGAAAGACGUUCUUUACUUGACACAUUUCUGCCAAACGUUGAAGGGUACAAAAAUGAAUGAAAGAAUAAGCAUGCAGGAGAUAGAUCGGUGUUUGGAACAUGCGCAGCAGGCGACCCGGCUGGUGCCAUUUGGCCCACUGGAGGAUCACUAGUUAAAGGUUACACUUUUAUAGGACUGUGUGCUUGCAGAGCCCUGUGUGGCUCAAUCCAGGCAUUAACAAGAAAUGGUUGAAAUAAGCAUAUAAAGAGGAUACAUGUUAUUCCUAUUCCUCUCUCUCUGAACCCAUCUGCGGAGCAACUCUGGAGAGGACAACACCUUCUGCAAGGGAUGCCUCUUCAGACUGCCUGAUAGACCACCGAGGAGGUAGGACGAGCACACUCCCCUCCUCACAUGCACAUUUCAGCCCUUUUUGUGAUCGGCAGGUAGGGCUUCGCUCUGCAUGCCAACCUACACUCCUUGAUCCAAGGAGUAAGUCCUAAUCGACAUGUCCCUAUUUCAGAUGCAUGUGUACAUUCCAAAUGCUGCCACUGGACUU